CCCCGCUUCCCCGCUCUGCCCAGCACCACCUACGGCAACGUCCUGGUCCUGGACGGGGUGAUCCAGUGCACGGAGCGGGACGAGUUCUCCUACCAGGAAAUGAUCGCCAACCUGCCCCUCUGCAGCCACCCCGACCCCCGCAAGGUGCUGAUCAUCGGUGGCGGCGACGGGGGAGUGCUGCGAGAGGUGGUGAAGCACCCAACCGUGGAGUCCGUGGUGCAGUGCGAAAUCGAUGAGGAUGUGAUCCAGGUAUCUAAGAAAUACCUCCCAGGGAUGGCAGUGGGAUAUUCCAGUGCUAAGCUGACCUUGCAUGUGGGAGAUGGUUUCGAGUUCAUGAAACAAAAUCAAGAAGCCUUUGAUGUGAUUAUCACGGACUCGUCUGACCCCAUGGGUCCUGCAGAAAGCUUAUUCAAAGAAUCUUACUACCAGCUGAUGAAGACAGCCCUGCGAGAAGAUGGGAUUCUUUGCUGCCAAGGUGAGUGCCAGUGGCUGCACCUGGAUCUCAUUAAGGAGAUGCGUCAGUUCUGCAAGUCUCUGUUCCCUGUUGUGGAAUACGCCUAUUGCACCAUCCCUACAUAUCCCAGCGGGCAGAUUGGCUUCAUGCUCUGCAGCAAGAACCCAAACACAAAUUUCCGGGAGCCUGUACAGCAGCUCUCACAGCAACAAGUAGAGGAGAGGAGUCUGAAAUACUACAACUCUGACAUUCAUCGGGCAGCUUUCAUUCUGCCAGAGUUUGCACGGAAGGCCCUGAGCGAUGUGUGAGACUGAGAAGCUGCUUCCUUCCUUCAAGUUGGACCCUGAGAUCGUCAGUGAUGUGGCUGGGACCUUCCCAGCAGACUGCAGAUUUGCUCUCCACUGUGUGGGAUUGUUUAACCCUUUGCCAGCCAACAUUCCCUUUGAUGAUGUGUUAAAGAUGAUGGGGCAUAAGCCAGAUAAGACUAUUGAAAAGGUCCAGUGACUUAUUGCGUGAGGUCAAAACUGUUCUUUCCAGUGCUGGAAACGUAAGAUGUCUUUUUCCUUUCUCUCCUCCCUGCACCCAUUCUAAAUUCUCCCCUCCCUGUGCCCCCCCUCCUACCUCCACCCCCUACAACUGACAUGAUGUAUUUAUAACUGACAUGUAUUUCUGUCUGGUGAUCUUCUGAAACCUGGGAAGAGUCCAGAAGGGUCACUGACUCAGCCUUAAGCACAGAGAGCGAGAGCUUUGUGCGCAAAGUUAGCUUGCUCUCUCCUCAUAGGAGCUCCCUGCUGCUGAGACGUUUUGACUGGUAAUGGGUCUGAGCCUUCAUGUCCCACUGCCCU
This is a messenger RNA of Haliaeetus leucocephalus (bald eagle), 1299 nucleotides long. It is a transcript of the gene SRM, whose product is annotated as spermidine synthase. Gene Ontology annotation, cellular component: cytosol. The record is from RefSeq and is a predicted model, not a curated record. Gene Ontology annotation, biological process: spermidine biosynthetic process. Lineage: Eukaryota; Metazoa; Chordata; Aves; Accipitriformes; Accipitridae. Gene Ontology annotation, molecular function: spermidine synthase activity. The transcript has 7 exons. The annotation marks the transcript as partial.